GUAGCAAGUUAAGUGGCAGGCAGCCUUUAUUCCGAAAGUCUCAGCAGCUAAACCUUCCCAGGCAAACCUUGAUAGAAGAGCCCUCACCCCAGCAAUAAUAGCUGAGGAACCUGGAGAAGAGCCGGGAAUGGAGAGACAGCAAAGGUUCAUGUCAGAGAAGGAUGCAUAUCAGUUUCAGCAUCAGGGGGCGGUGGAGCUUCUGGUCUUUAAUUUUUUGCUCAUCCUUACUAUUUUGACAAUCUGGCUAUUUAAAAACCACCGAUUUCGCUUUUUGCACGAAACUGGAGGCGCGAUGGUGUAUGGCCUUAUAAUGGGAUUGAUCUUACGAUAUGCCACAGCACCAACUGACAUUGAAAGUGGAACUGUUUAUGACUGUGGAAAAUUGGCCUUCAGUCCAUCAACUCUACUAAUUAAUAUCACUGACCAAGUUUAUGAAUAUAAAUACAAAAGAGAAAUAAGUCAGCACAACAUCAGUCCUCACCAAGGCAAUGCAAUACUUGAAAAGAUGACAUUUGACCCAGAAAUCUUCUUCAAUGUUUUACUACCACCAAUUAUAUUUCAUGCAGGAUAUAGCCUAAAGAAGAGACACUUUUUUCAGAACUUAGGAUCCAUUUUAACCUAUGCCUUCUUAGGAACUGCCAUCUCUUGUAUCAUCAUUGGGUUAAUUAUGUAUGGCUUUGUGAAGGCUAUGGUCUAUGCUGGCCAGUUGAAAAAUGGAGACUUUCAUUUCACUGACUGUUUAUUUUUUGGCUCACUGAUGUCCGCUACAGAUCCAGUGACUGUCCUGGCCAUCUUCCAUGAGCUGCACGUGGACCCUGAUCUGUACACACUGCUGUUUGGAGAGAGUGUGUUAAACGAUGCAGUUGCCAUAGUCCUCACCUACUCGAUCUCCAUUUACAGUCCCAAGGAAAACCCGAAUGCAUUUGAUGCUGCUGCAUUUUUCCAGUCAGUGGGGAAUUUUCUGGGCAUCUUCGCUGGCUCAUUUGCAAUGGGGUCUGCAUAUGCAGUUGUCACAGCACUCAUAUCCAAGUUCACCAAACUUUGCGAGUUCCCCAUGCUGGAGACCGGCCUCUUCUUCCUCCUUUCCUGGAGUGCCUUCCUGUCAGCUGAGGCCGCAGGUCUCACAGGCAUAGUCGCUGUUCUUUUCUGUGGAGUCACACAGGCACACUAUACCUACAACAACCUGUCGCUGGAUUCCAAAAUGAGGACUAAACAGUUGUUUGAAUUUAUGAACUUCUUGGCUGAGAAUGUCAUCUUCUGUUACAUGGGCCUGGCACUGUUCACAUUCCAGAAUCAUCUCUUCAACGCCAUUUUUAUCCUUGGAGCAUUUUUGGCCAUCUUUGUGGCCAGGGCCUGCCACAUCUACCCCCUCUCCUUCCUUCUGAAUCUGGGCCGUAGACAGAAGAUCCCCUGGAACUUCCAGCACAUGAUGAUGUUUGCAGGUUUGCGAGGAGCCAUUGCUUUUGCCUUAGCCAUUCGCAACACAGAAUCCCAGCCCAAACAAAUGAUGUUUACCACCACACUGCUCCUGGUAUUCUUCACUGUUUGGGUGUUUGGAGGAGGGACAACUACCAUGCUGACCUGGCUUCAGAUCCGAGUUGGUGUGGACCUGGAUGAAGAUCUGAAGGAAGGGCCUUCCUCACAUCAGGCAACUAAUAACAUGGACAAAAGCAGGACAAAGACAGAGAGUGCUUGGCUCUUCCGAAUGUGGUAUGGCUUUGACCACAAAUACCUGAAACCAAUUUUAACACACUCAGGCCCACCACUGACCACCACGUUACCGGAAUGGUGCGGGCCGAUUUCCAGGCUGCUCACCAGUCCUCAGGCCUAUGGGGAACAGCUCAAAGAGGAUGAUGUGGAAUGCAUUGUACACCAGGAUGAACUGGCCAUGAAUUUCCAGGAACAAGCCACCUCCCCCAGCAGCCCUACUGGGGAGCUAGGUCUGAACCAGAGCACAUCGCCUCAGAUGCCCAGCAAGGAAAACAUUUAUGAGGGAGACCUGGGCCUUGGGGGCUACAAUCUCAAGCUGGAGCAGACUUCAGGUCCAGCCCAACUGAAAUGACAGGAAUUGUACAGGGACAAAAUCCAUGAGGAUGAAGACUGGGGCAGCUGCCAGGCAGCUGGAUGAGAACCUCAAAGAUCAUGCCUGACAUGUCCAGCCACCUCAAUAGGGCACCUGCAAAGGUGAACCACAUCCCUCUGCCUUCCCAGGGGCUGGAUAUCUUGCCAGCAGCCAUUUUUGUUAAUUCUCUGCGAAGUGUAGAGAUGGACACAGGGGGCAGCGCUCAGCUGAUGCUGGGCUGAUGAGGCCUCUGUUCCAUUCAGGUCCUGUGCCUCCAACUCAGGGCUCUGCCCCCAUCAGUGAGCUCUCAGUGCCCAGGCUUCUUGCUGAGGUUGUUAUGCCAAGGUGAACCCUGAGUUUGCAGUUCACAGGACCCCUUUCUUGCUGCAGUGCUAAAACUGAAAAUGGCUCCUCUAUGUCCAACUGGCUUUGGUAUUCUUUUAGGGUUCAGUGACAGUCUCCUGGCAGUUCCACAGAUACCUUCACCUCUUUUGGAUUCCAGCAUUCCCUGCAGUGACUCUGGCAUUGCAGGAAGAGGAGGGAGACCCAACUCUUGAGUUUUGAUCACAGCUGAAGCACCUGCAUCUUCUCUGAUGUAAAGAUACCUCAAGUUCAAUAUUUCUUAAAAUCCACGUCACCAUAAGCCCUUGGAGAGCAGGCUGGAAUCUCAGGGGUCCCAACUAGCAUGGGCCUGCUUCUAGGGAGACU
Messenger RNA from Suncus etruscus (white-toothed pygmy shrew), 2770 nucleotides. It is a transcript of the gene SLC9A9, whose product is annotated as solute carrier family 9 member A9. Gene Ontology annotation, molecular function: sodium:proton antiporter activity. The record is from RefSeq and is a predicted model, not a curated record. Lineage: Eukaryota; Metazoa; Chordata; Mammalia; Eulipotyphla; Soricidae. Gene Ontology annotation, biological process: sodium ion transport; proton transmembrane transport; regulation of pH. The transcript has 16 exons. Gene Ontology annotation, cellular component: membrane; recycling endosome. The coding region runs from base 128 to 2062 and encodes 644 amino acids.